This is a messenger RNA of Triticum turgidum subsp. durum (durum wheat), 873 nucleotides long. Lineage: Eukaryota; Viridiplantae; Streptophyta; Magnoliopsida; Poales; Poaceae. The record is from the annotation of a GenBank genome assembly.
AUGGAACCUCAGCAAGAGUCGACCGCCGGCGGCCGCAAGAGGCGGCGUAGAGGAGGAGUCGGGAAACGCCAGAAGGAUUAUUCUUCCUCACAACAGGCACCUCCGCCUGCCCCUCCAGCGGAUGCGGCCUCCCCCCUGGAGAAGCGGCGACGCAAGGCCGGCGAGGCCGCCGCAAUACCCAAGGGGCGCAAGCCUACGAGCCUACUCGAAAAGAUGCGUGCAAGGUUAUCUGGAGGUCAUUUCAGAAUGUUAAAUGAGAAACUGUACACUUGCAGUGGCCAGGAUGCAUUUGACUACUUUAAAAACGAGCCUGAGCUUUUUGACGUGUAUCAUGCAGGAUAUCAAGAGCAGAUGUCACAUUGGCCGGAGCAGCCAGUUAAUGUGAUAAUCAAGUGGUUGAAGAGUCAUAACAAAUCAUGGACCGUUGCUGAUUUUGGAUGUGGCAAUGCAGCAGUUGCUAAAAACGUGAAGAACAAGGUCUUCUCCAUCGAUCUUGUUUCAGAUGACCCUUCAGUGAUUGCUUGUGAUAUGGCUCAUACCCCAUUGGAGCCAUCCUCUGUAGAUGUGGCGAUAUUUUGUCUUUCUUUGAUGGGAACCAACUUUCCGAGUUAUCUACAGGAAGCUAACAGAGUCCUCAAGCCAAGUGGUUGGCUUCUUAUUGCGGAAGUGAGGAGUAGGCUAGACCCAAAUACCGGAGGUGCUGAUCCUGAUAAGUUCUCCGAAGCCAUCAGCCAGCUUGGCUUUAACCUUAUUUCGAAGGAUGAGAAGAACAAAAUGUUUGUCCUGUUUUAUUUCAGGAAAAAGGAAAAGAGCAAGGUGGCGAAAAACAUUGAAUGGCCCCAGUUGAAACCUUGCUUGUACAAGCGGCGAUGA